Molecule: messenger RNA, 5796 nt
Organism: Physcomitrium patens
Lineage: Eukaryota; Viridiplantae; Streptophyta; Bryopsida; Funariales; Funariaceae
Source: RefSeq, a predicted model, not a curated record
GGGGUGGAAAAAACAGAGCCAAUCACAAAGCGUCCACCCUUGACUUGACAAGCCCACAAUUGGCUACAGUAGCUCAAAGAGAGGGGGCUGGGGCAGAGGCGUUCACACUGGCGGUUGAAGCACUCGCGCUUUGGGAGCGCACUCAUAGCGGGGGCUACUCAUCAGCUGACAAGUCUGCUCUGGUCGCCCACCAUCGCCAACUUACUGGCCGUCAGAAUCGAUAAUGUUAAUAGAAUUCUGUCCCCUGCUUCUGUAAGCGAGUGUGGGAAUUCAAUACUCGUGUGACGCAACUCUGGGUGUCGAUUAAUAGUGCACGCCAACGUUCAUGUAGCUGGUAUCUGGAAGCUUGGGAUGGAACAGCGGCUGUAGACGACUAUAUUCUAGGAAGUAGGGUCAGUCGGUGGUGUAUCAGAUUCCAGCGUUGUGUUGGAGGCCGUCAGCUAUUCUUUAGCAGGUUGGAGCUCUGCAACAGAGUUCAAAGUGAUGCCGAGUGUACCUGAUUUUAGAGCGUUUUACCUGUGGAGAUUUAUCCCAUGCAAUGUAGUGUGCCUUCCGGAGGUGUCACCGAUGAGUACUGGGAGCUGGGAGAUGUUGGCAUGAAUAUUAUGUUCAGGCAUCAGAGGUAGCAUUUGGUGGGCGUUGUUUAGCACUACACUCAUAGGAGGAGCGAGAUUUGGGAGCUUCGGAUUGAUCACGAGGUAGAAAACAGGACUGCGUAAUUGUUGAUUGUAAAGCAUGGUCCUGUGGUUUGAAAAUUCGGAUGGGAAACAGGCGUGGCCAAUUGCGCCGUUAUGACCAGGGUGCUUUGUCGACUGAGGAAUUUUUGAGAGCUUCUGCUGGUGCAAGCGCGCUUGUGUGACAGCUGACUUGAGCUGGUUCAAUGGCUUCCGAGGUCCGAUGGAGUUCUCUAAUCUUUUGCUAAAGGGGCGGAAUAAAUGAGCUUGGUGGCCUGUGCCUGGCGUGAAGUGGCGACGUCGUUCGAUGAUAGUUUUGUCGUGGACAUUGAGUGUAGUCAAGCUCCAGAAGACAAAAGCUUAGAGAGUUGUGAGAGUGGAGCUGUCAAUGCGAAUGGGAACCACCUGCAGUUGCAACUAUUGGGCUUUAAUGCUCCCGCCCUCUCUCGUUGUAGCUCCUCAACACUCGCACUAGAUAGUGAUCCAGCGCGCUUUUCAGCAUUGCCUGCAAUCUCGGAGGAUUCUGGGCUGUUACAAUAGAGCAUGCUGAGGUCGCAAAGCAAUUGCAAAUUCAAUGAGACGCUUCUGCUAACUAUUAAGAAACAGUGGUUAUUGGAUUGCUAAACUACCGGUGUAUUGGCAUUCAUUUCCCAAGUGCGCAUUCAUCCUCUCCUGCAGUCUCAAUUACUAUCAACAAGCUUCCAAUUUCAAUUCCACGGUGCUAGCCUACCGACUUCAUCAGCUUGCGUUCUGGGUGCUACUAACCCACCAGUUUCGUGGCCUCUUCCUUCUUCAACUAUGAGAACCUUGUGGCGACGCUCUCAGGGACAUAGCAAUGGGCCAUUGACGACGUCCACGUUCGGCAAAAGCAUCGCCAGGAGCUCACUGUGCCGAGUCAAUCUUGGUCACAGCGGUAUAGCGCCACAUUGCAGAUUAUCUUAAAUUGCCCAAACCUCACAGAAUAUCACUGUCCGAAUUUCAUGUUCGGGCGUGGUGUUGCGAACAUUACGAUUAAGGAGACAUCUGUAUCGAUGCUUGUGCAUGUCCCGUAUCAUGGGACUGUGAUUAAAAUCGGUCUAUCUCAGUGCCAACGUUGGGCUGUAGUCAAGGCUGAAGGUGGACCUCGGACGGUCGGACGUCACUGUUGGAAGAGGUCGCGUCGCAAUGUACUUCCGAAGAGCGUCCCCGACAUUCAAAGAAUUUAAAUUUUUCAAGGCAAAACGCAUUUAUGUGAAUGGAGCCCCAGGAGCCUUCUGAACGCUGUUGACAUUAGCUCAAGAGGCCAUCAUUCGAAGCUUGUGCCAGGACUUGGUGUUAGUUGCAAUGUCAGAGCCUAGCUCGGCCAACUACUAAUAAGCUUACGAGUCUUUCUUCCAUGGCUAGUAUGUUUCAAGCCUUCGACUUGAAAGAGGCUCUCUCCGGAGACACACAUCAUCGGGGAUUUAUAGAUGGAGGUUUGGAGGCGCCAAGGAACAGUUUAGACGUACCGGGUGAAGCCGCUGGCAUUGAGAGGAGAAACUCCUCCAGGCCCGAGGACAUUCCUUUUGGCUACGAAUGCUACAACCUCGGCCUUGUUGCGAGUGGUGCGAAAUGGCAGUGUAGCAGCGCAUCACGCACCUUGGGACAUGAAAGAUCUAAGCAGUCAGCAGCGGAGACUAAGAGACGUGUUCCCAACAUUGUGGCCAGGCUGAUGGGCUUGGAUGCCAUGCCGGAUGAGCUUCUAACCGUGCGCCCUCGGAUAUCUUUGCAAGAAAUGCCCACUUAUGGAUGUGCCAAGCAAGCUGAAGGAAGCCCAGUUUUGUUCAGGCAGCAUUCGCAUGGUGCAGUACCGUCAUCCUGGCAGCGUCCUCCUCUGCCUCGGAAUUCGCAGCGUACUCCUGCGAGUGAGGGCAAAGAAGAGAGAUUGCUCGCUCCGGUGCUUACAUUCCGAGACCACCCGCAAGAAGAGCAGCUGCAGAAGUUUAAGAUCGAAUUCGAGGCGAAGCAAAAAGAGCGCGCCCGAAACUCCCAGCUGGAGGACAUGAAUCACCAACUAGAAGAGAAGAAAAACAAAGUGCGGGCUACACUGGAUAAAGCUAGAAUAGCAUUGUCACAAGGGAUCGUUGCUGAACCGAAGCAGCGUCUCAAUGGUCAGGGAAAAUUUGAGGAAUCUAAGGAGUUCCUUGAUGCAAUGGAAUUUUUGCAAUGCAAUAAGGACUUCAUUUUUCAGUUCCUUCAGCAAAAACCUCACAUCGUGUUCAGCAACGAAGUCUCAAAUGCCACAACACCAGUCAUUCAACCUAAGAAGGGGAAAAGUAGCUCACCAUCUACUCCCAAAGACUCUGUGGAGCGGAAGCGGGAGGGGUUCAGUCCUCGCGCUAUCACUCGUCUCUUCAUGCCAUCCGAUUCUAGGAGACGAAACGAGAAUAAGAGGCACGAGCCAGCUACUAUCCCAUCUGGCGCGGGACCCCAGCCAGCAGUUGAGAACUGCAACAGUUCUCGAAGUGAGAACACAGUAUCAAGAGAAACCUCGGAGAAUGUGAUCCGUAGGUCGUCAAGCUCAACGAAUUCGAGGCACGUGUCUCCAUCCGUUUCCCCGAAGGUGCCGAAAGACGAGGUCAAAAGCAGCAACAAGAAUGUUGCUCGAGAUGUCAUCGGAGAGAUCAAAGAAAGGCUGCGGCAAAGAGGCCGACAGGAUAGCGCAGCGGGAGAGGAUGUUGGAGUUGCCAAGAGUAUCAGCAAGGAACAUUUGCGAAGUUCAGGGCGAGACUCCUCAGACAUCGCGCGAGAGAUUGCCAAAAAGGCUCGUGAAGGGUUAGGCUCCUGGAAGUCGACGAACAACAUCUCGUUGACAAAGACUCUCUCCACCGGCAAGCGCAUUUCAUUUCAGACACCGGUUAUGGAGGAUAUGGCAUGCACGAGUGAUGGUGAAGGCAUGACGACACCUUCAGUGAAGGUUGUCAGAGAAAAUGUGAUCAGGUCAUGCAUUAGUCUGCCGAGCUCCCCUCACCUCUUCGCUCCUCGUUCAAACGAAGUAGCAACCAGAGCAAAGGCAACGCAAAAGCGGACAGCUGAGAAACCCCUAAACCCUGAACCCAGGGGUCCAAUUGAAAAUUCGGUCACAUUAAAUGCAGCGGAAAAGGCCACUGCUAAGAAGACGACGUUUGCAUCAAAAUCCCCCCGACCUGGAUCUCCACGCUCCAGCGCCGAGGUGGCGAAGAGUCCCAUGCGGAGGUCGGCUUCUGUAAGUGAAAGUAGCACCCAGAGAAAUGCCUUGAAGCCUGCAGUUAACAGCGGCAGCUUGAAGCAUGUCGAUGGCGCCAGCGAGCCUGGGUCGAGUCUUACUCGAUGUCGAUCGGUGCCAAACGUGGCCUUGUUGCGAGAGCGGGGGCAAUGUGCCACUAAGGCAGCUCGUAUGCUCUCAAAGCCCAGGCCGGAGGUAGUGUCCAAUCCUGCAAAGGACCGUCAAUGCGAUGAAAAGAAGAAGGGCCUCUUCUCAAUUGGCAGGAAGAAAGGGGGGGAUAGCUCGGAAUCCAUGCAUUCAACGCCAGGUCCUGUACUAGCGCGCGUUGCUGCUCUUGCUGAAUCCUGCGUCUCACAUAGUAAUACCUUAAGCGAUGCAGACAACGCGGCGACAAGCAAGGUUCAUGCCCGGUCUAGCAGAAAUGGGUCGAAGAAGGGAAAGGAAAACCCGAGGGAGAUGAUCCUACCUUCAAAGCCAUUGAUACACGGUGAAUUUUUUAAACGAUUCCACGAAUCUUCGCCACCCGACGAGAGCGUCAUUCCUGAAAGCGACGCGGAGUCCGAACCCGGCUCCUGCGAGGAUGAGUUCUUAGAAGUGCUCUCUCAGCUGACCCCGCCUUCCAGACCCAAGUCGACCGCCGCUAGCCCUACCACAGCACGCCAACGGCUUCGAAGCAAUGUGUGUCCGCCCUCACCACAGACACGAAAGGUUCAGAAUGCAAAUAAAAGACUGGAGCCUUCAGGAGCACGGACCACGGUGCCAGACAUUCUACAUAAUGUGAAUGAGGCUGGCCAGGAUUCGAGCAGCGACAAGAAUGAACAGCCAAGUCCUGUCUCUGUUUUAGAUCCAACUUUCGAGUCGGAGGAUUCCCCCAGUCCUCUUGAGUUCAAAGAAAUCGCAGAUGACUUUCAAGAACUCCAAAUACGAUUGAGGCUUUUGAAAGCUGAUAAAAUCGAUUCAAGAGUGAGAGACGACCUAGAGAGUGUCGCAGAGAUUGCCCCGGCGUGCGUCCCUCUACACACACGAAGAGGUGGCACCCGAGACUCCAUUAGUGAUUCAAGUCGAAUCUCAACGAAUUUGCGGCAGGAGAGCCUGCACUGCGGGUUCAAGGCGUUACCAUGUCCUGCGGGUUCUGAGGUAGAUUUCGCAUUUGUGAGGGACGUUCUUGUGACCUCGGGAUUCCACACUCACGGCGGGCGGAGCAUUAGCCGGUGGCAUUCCUCCACGCAACCGAUCAGUCUUCAUCUCUUCAACAGCUUAGAAGCCUCGUAUUGUCAUGACAAGCGGGGAGGUUCAAGACGGCGAAUUCUUUUUGACGCAGUGAACGAGAUAAUAGUUGCAAGACUAGAGCCUCAAUGCUACCAUCAGCUUGGGUUGCAAGUGACUGAAUCUCGUAAUGUCUCACUAUCAUCCUUAAUGAUGUCGAAUGCAAGGAAGGUCGUGGAAGAUAUCUGGAUCGAGAUUCAAAAGCGGCAGUUCCCUGGUCGCUGCCACGACUCGCACAAUGACUACCUCGAAAGUCUUGUAGCGCAGGACCUGAAAUCCUCUAGCUCGUGGUUGGCGCUCUACCACGACGUUGAUCGCAUUUGCCUCAAACUGGAGAAAGCCAUCUACGAUGACCUGAUCGAAGAGCUCUCCGGAGGAUUGAUUGUGUAAACUAGAAAUGUAGAUAGUCAGAAUUGGUUGUGGACUUGGAACUUGGAACCUCUCUUAGGCCCAUUGAUUUGGUUGCGAGCUUACAGAAUCGAUUUAGAUGUACAGCAAUGCUGUGAAGAGUCUGCCAUUAGUGCAACACAGAUCUUGCUUCUCGCAGCUUGUACAGAUUUGUAAAUUUUGAAUUGACAGCACACUCGAUGUUGAAUGAAUUUCUGAAGAGGUCCAGAUUCCAGAUUCCAGAUC